Ilyonectria robusta is the source of this 613-nucleotide messenger RNA. RefSeq lists its product as uncharacterized. The transcript has a single exon. The record is from RefSeq and is a predicted model, not a curated record. The coding region runs from base 14 to 211 and encodes 65 amino acids. Lineage: Eukaryota; Fungi; Ascomycota; Sordariomycetes; Hypocreales; Nectriaceae.
CCUCACACCAUGAAUGAAUCUCAUUAACGACCACGAUCUUCAACAAAUACCAUUGGUUCCGUGGUCUAGCUGGUUAUGGCAUCUCGUUAACACCGAGAAGGUCCCCGGUUCGAGCCCGGGCGGAAUCACAUUUUUGCCCUCCUGGACAAAACACCAUCGCGAACCACAUCACCACUUACACGCGAGCAACCCACAAGCCCACACUGUUUAGGGCAAAACAGGACUAGAUGCUCCGCUUUUCCCCUUCAUUUUUUGCACUCUCUUUCAACAGAAACGCCGCAGCAGAUGAGGCACAUACGGCCGGCCGGUUUCCAUCAACCAAAAGAAGCUUGGGUUCCGUGGUCUAGCUGGUCAUGGCAUCUCGUUAACACCGAGAAGGUCCCCGGUUCGAGCCCGGGCGGAAUCACUCCCCUCGCAGGACAAGCAACUCUAGGUUCCGUGGUCUAGUUGGUUAUGGCAUCUCGUUAACACCGAGAAGGUCCCCGGUUCAAGCCCGGGCGGAAUCACUUCCCUCUGGGACACACAACAACAACACCUUUGGUUCCGUGGUCUAGCUGGUUAUGGCAUCUCGUUAACACCGAGAAGGUCCCCGGUUCGAGCCCGGGCGGAAUCA